AUGAAUCCUUCAUCUUAUCAUUACAAUUUCACACCGUCGGAAACCAUUGGACAUGAUACUGAUCAUUCAAUCAUGAUUACACCAACAAGAAAUGAUGAAGAUAGAAAACAUUCACAACAUGUAAUAAAUUUACCAAUUCAUCAAGAAGAUUUGAGCAGAUCAAAUUUCGCUGAUGAUAUGGCGGGCACAAUAUUAUCAUCUGUUUUAUCUUCAGUGACUGAUGAUAUUACCACAAGAAAAAAUAAUCGACCCGAGCAAAAAUCCUUAAUAUCUGUUUAUGAUAAUUCGAAUGAUGAGCGUACAAUCGGUAUUAUUGGACAUCGAAGUAAACGUUCAAUUGCGUUUGCUAAACGUUUAGUAAGUUAUGGUUUUACUCCUGUAUUAACAGAUGCUAUUGGAAGUACAACAUCAAUUGAAAGUGAAAUUACUGAUAAUAUCCGAUAUGUGCCGAAUACGACAUUUCGUCAAUCAACUCAAAAUACCCCAAUUAUUAUUAUAACUGAACAACCACAUGGAGAUAUUCAAUAUUUAACUGAUGGAAAAUUGGUUAUUGAGUCCAUCGUUCCAGAAUCAAAUAAUCGAUUUUUAUUUAAUAAAAAACAUUUAGAACAACAAUCAUCACUCACAAAAACAUUUUUUAUAAAUCAAUCACGUACUACAUCAAUGGUACGUGCGUUUGGCAAUCUAUCAGCAUGGGAAAUUGAGCAUGACACAACUCAACGUGUACCUGUUUAUAUUCAACAACACUUCGAUAUAUCACCGACAACUAUACCACGUUUAUUAAAAUUUAUUCAUGAACUUCAUUUUCAUGAUACUCGUGUAAUGAAUGAAUAUGACUAUAAUAAUGUGCUAAAAAAACGUACAUUUCAAGGAUGUUUAUUCCCAUUACUAACAACGUUAUUAGUAUUCAUCGUAGCUUUGUUAGUUGCAAUCAUUCGGUGCAGUGGUUACGAGGAAACAAGAGAUUUUUCCUAUUGUAGCAAUAAUCAUUCAUCAAUAUUUCGUAGAGCUAGUUCUGUUACCGGAGCAACUAGUUUAAUCUUAUUAGUUAUACUCUAUUUAAUACGUCCAAUAUUAGAAUUAAUUGAUUUCUUAUCCUAUCAUCUACAUGCAAAGAGUAAUAAAACAAUAACAACAAAACAAAAUAAUCAAUUGACAACUAUACUUAAAGGUUUUAAUUAUUUCAAUUUUGUUCAACGAUGGUUACAUUCAAGACGUUAUUUGACUUGGUAUUCAGUAACAUUUGCUCUAUUACAUAUUCUGUUUCUCACAUUUUCACAAGAACAAUUUUCCCUAAAUCGUUGGCAGCUGUCGUCAUUUUUCAUUGGUAUUAUUACAUUAAUCUUACUAAUUAUAUUAACGAUUGUCUACUUACCAUGGAUAAAUGAAAGAUUAUUAUCAAAUGAAUGGCGUAUUAUUGUAUCGUAUGUGGGGUCAUUGACACUUCUAUUGGGUUUCAUCCAUGUUUUAUUAUUAUUAGUAAAACAAUGGAAUUCAUAUGAGAGUUUAUUUAACUUAACAUUCAUUUCACUAUUGUUAUCACUAUGUGUUGUUAUUGUUCGAUUAAUUGUUUAUGCCAUUAUAUAUCCGCUAUUGAAAACAAUUGAUUGGUUAAAAAGACGUCGAAAUAAGAAUAGUGUUAAGAAAAAUGAACAAAUAACAGAAAGUGGACAACAACCACCACCACAUGUUAUUGUAACAACAAGUAGAGAACACCCGAUCAAUACUAAUACUGCUACACCGCUAUUAAAAAAAACAAAUGAAUAA
Messenger RNA from Didymodactylos carnosus, 1767 nucleotides. The record is from the annotation of a GenBank genome assembly. Lineage: Eukaryota; Metazoa; Rotifera; Eurotatoria; Philodinida; Philodinidae.